CUCAUCAGAAAGAAUAGGGUUUGGUGUCUUCUUAGAAUCUCCCCUUCAAUGGCUCUCGUACAAGGCAUCGCUCCUGCUACUUCUGCAAUUCGCACCCCUCGUUCUUUGCUCUAUUCUCCUCAUUCUGCUUCUUUGAUAGCUUCGUUAGUUUCUGUUUCUGCACCGCUGGAGAAUGGCCGGAGAGUAUUGAUAGGCCGAAGAUUUGGUCGGAUCUCAGAAGCUCGAGUUUGCAGAGCGAUGGUCCAGCAGGCCGCACAGGGAGCUCCGGCAACGUACGCCAAGGAAAUGGAGCGGCUCUCUGCCAAGGAAUCGCUACUUCUCGCUUUUAAGGAUUCUGGUGGCUUUGAGGCUUUAGUCACCGGUAAGACAACAGAGAUGCAGAGCAUUGAUGUGAACGAGAGGAUAACUGGUCUUGAGAGGCUCAAUCCAACUCCUCGGCCAACAACGUCACCAUAUUUGGAAGGUCAGUGGAAUUUAGAGUGGUUUGGGACUGGAAAACCUGGAUCUCUUGCUGCUAGGUUUCUAUUUCAGAUUUUUCCCUCAGCUUUGGCAAAUUUGUCAAAAGUUGAUGUGGUGAUAAAGGAUUCCUAUGGAAAAACCACAGUUAACUUGAAAUUGCUGAACUCGGUAGAAAGUAAAAUUGUUCUGAAUAGCAGGUUAUCUGUUGAGGGACCACUUCGACUGAAAGAAGAAUAUGUUGAAGCGGUUCUAGAAUCUCCUAAGGUUGUUGAGGAAAGUGUACCAGAGCAGCUGAAAAGUGCAUUCGGUCAGGCAGUUAGCACAGCACAACAACUGCCUGUCCCUGUUAAGGAUGCGAUUUCUAGUGGGCUGAAAAUUCCUCUCAAUGGGCGUUUCCAGAGAAUGCUCAUGAUUUCUUAUCUUGAUGAAGAGAUACUUAUACUGAGGGAUACUACCGGAAUACCCGAAGUUCUUUCGAGGUUGGAUGUGCCACCAUCUACCAUGGCAGAACCAGCUACUGAGUAUGAGAGCUAGAGAUUCCUUAAUGUAUGAAAACCGGAUUUUUUUUCCAAGUUAAAUAACAACAUAGUUCAAAUUGCUCUUCUUUCAUCA
Messenger RNA from Vitis riparia (riverbank grape), 1071 nucleotides. RefSeq names its product probable plastid-lipid-associated protein 13, chloroplastic. The coding region runs from base 49 to 993 and encodes 314 amino acids. NCBI's taxonomy places the organism in Eukaryota, Viridiplantae, Streptophyta, Magnoliopsida, Vitales, Vitaceae. The transcript is spliced from 7 exons. The record is from RefSeq and is a predicted model, not a curated record.